Penaeus monodon (black tiger shrimp) is the source of this 420-nucleotide messenger RNA. RefSeq names its product tigger transposable element-derived protein 7-like. The coding region runs from base 1 to 420 and encodes 139 amino acids. Gene Ontology annotation, molecular function: nucleic acid binding. The record is from RefSeq and is a predicted model, not a curated record. The transcript has 2 exons. Lineage: Eukaryota; Metazoa; Arthropoda; Malacostraca; Decapoda; Penaeidae.
AUGAGCAGCGAAAUCUUCGAAGAGUGGGUAGGUAAAGUCGACCGAAAAUUCCGGGUAGAUGGUCGAAAAAUUGCUCUCAUUAUCGACAUCUGCCCUGCUCAUCCAACUUUGUUCAAUUUGACCAACGUGCAGCUUGUCUUUCUGCCACCAAAUACGACGUCUAUCCUGCAACCAAUGGACCAAGGUGUCAUUCAAAGCUUGAAUAACUUGAGGAAAGUAGAUUCAUCAAUGGUGCCAAAUGAUGUCACCGUCACUGCUUUAGUGAGCUUGGACGACGACGUCAUUGCAACAGCCCCUGAGAUGAAUGAAGAUGAUAUCGUGAGCAGGCUGAAGAACCAAGAAAAGGAAGAGGAAGAGAGUGGUGAUGAAGAGAUCCUGUGGCGGAAAAGCCUUCGAGAUCUGCGAUUGAAUCAGCUUUAG